CCAUUUAGUCCAAAUUUUAGUAUGAUGGGCCACUUAAUAUGACUUGAGACAACUUGGCAUGUACUAUUCUUGACUUGGACAUAUACUCUUGUACAUUUUGUUCAAUUAUUAUAUUUUCUCAGUAGAAUCAAAUCAAUAUUUUCUCUCAAUCAAAGAAAAUUGCCAAUGUUGUUCAACCUUGUCAUGCUAGUUUCUCUCUUCUUAGUUGAUUUUGCACCAGCUUGUUGUGAAGUUGAUGAAUUCAUUUACAAUGGAUUCCAGCCAAGGAAUAUUGUCUUGGAUGGCAUUGCUAAUCUCACAUCCAAUGGUCUUUUGUUGUUAACAGAUUCUAAAACACAAGAUCAAGGCCAUGCUUUCUAUCCAAAUGCAAUUCAUUUCAAGAAUUCACCUAAUGGUACCACUGUAUUUUCUUUCUCCACAACCUUUGUUUUCGCCAUAAGGUCUGAUUAUCGACCUUUGGAUGGUCACGGAUUGGCUUUUGUUAUCGCGCCACAGAGAGGAAUUAGGAGGGCUUUAGCAAACCACUAUCUUGGCCUUUUUAACUCAGCCAAUAAUGGGGAUAGUUCAAAUCAUAUUGUAGGAGUUGAGCUUGAUACAAUCUACAGCGCAGAUUUCGAUGAUAUGAAUGACAAUCAUGUUGGAAUUGAUAUAAAUGGAUUGAAAUCUUUAGCAAAUCACACAACAGGUUAUUUUGAUGAUGAUGAUACUAGCUUGUUUCAUGACAUGACUCUAGUUAGUGGCCAGCCAAUGCAAGUGUGGGUGGAUUAUGAUGGCAGUAGUAAGCACAUUAAUGUAACAGUAGCUCCAUUACUUAUGGGAAAAAAACCAGUUAGGCCACUUUUGUCUUUGAAAUGUGAUCUUUCACCAAUUUUUUAUCAGACUAUGUAUGUUGGUUUUUCAUCAUCAACUGGUUCAGUCCCAACAAAUCAUUAUAUCUUGGGAUGGAGCUUCAAGAUAGAUGGGAAAGCUCAAGAACUUUCUCAACUUCCUAAACUUCCUCGUCUUGAGGGCAAACGGACAUCAAGAUUUGUAACGAUUGGUUUGCCAGUAAUGUCUUUGGUUUCAGUUAUUGUUGCAACCUCAGUGGUGGUUUAUUAUGUUAGAAGGAAGAAGUAUGAACAACUUGUUGAAGAUUGGGAACGUGAGUAUAGACCACAAAGGUUCAAUUAUAAAGAUUUGUACAAGGCCACUAAGGGAUUCAGAGAAAAAGAGGUAUUGGGAGCAGGAGGGUUUGGUAAAGUUUACAAAGGAGUGAUGCCGAUUACAAAACUUGAGAUAGCUGUAAAGAAGAUAUCUCAUGAAUCAAGACAAGGGAUGAAGGAAUUUGUUUCAGAGAUUGUAAGCAUAGGUCGUAUGCAACACAGGAACGUAGUACCACUUUUGGGUUAUUGUAGGCGAAAAGGGGAGUUACUUUUGGUUUAUGAAUACAUGUCUAAUGGAAGUCUAGACAAGUAUUUGUAUGACCAACCAAGAUUCACCCUCGAUUGGACCCAAAGAUUCAGAGUCAUCAGAGGUAUAGCAGCAGGACUAUUUUUCUUGCACGAAGAAUGUGACCACGUAGUGGUUCAUAGGGAUAUUAAAGCAAGUAAUGUCUUGUUAGAUGGUGAACUAAAUGGCAGGUUAGGAGACUUUGGACUCGCGAGGCUAUAUGGUCAUGGGACCGAUCCUCAAUCUACUCGUGUCGUUGGUACACUUGGUUACCUUGCCCCGGAGCAUACUAGAACUGGCAGGGCGACACCUAGUAGCGAUGUUUUUUCCUUUGGUGCUUUCCUGCUUGAAGUUGCCUGUGGUAAGAGGCCGAUACAGCCAAGACAAGACGGUGAUGAUCUGAUUUUGGUCGAUUGGGUGUUCUCGUGCUGGAGUAGAGGUAAUAUUCUCGAGGCUGUUGAUCCAAACCUAGGUACUGAUUUUGUUCCAGGGCAAGUGGAGUUGGUCUUAAGUCUAGGCUUGUUCUGCUCUCAUUCAGAGCCUUCACUUAGGCCAACCAUGAGGCAAAAUUUGUUGUUCUUGGAUGGUGUUGUGGCCUUGCCAGAGUUAUCAGCUCUUGGUAUUUCAUCUGCUGGCUUAACAUUUAACCAUCCUGGAGGUUUUGAUGAUUUUAUCAAGUCAUAUCCAUGUUCUUCGAUUAAUGCACAUUCCCGCUCUUCAUCUGUAGCAGAAUCCUUUCUAUCUGAUGGCCGAUGAUUCGUGAUGAGUUGGAUAGAUCCUCUUUGGUGGAAUAUUGAUGUAUUGAUCCUGGUAAAUAUAACCUAAUUUUAGUGGUUUUUGGUACUGAUAAGUAGAGUAAGCUUAUGAUGAAAUACUACAAACCUUUUCAUUCUAUCCAGAAUUCAACACUUGAAAUAUAUUGAGAAAUGUCUUAAGAUA
Messenger RNA from Capsicum annuum, 2367 nucleotides. RefSeq names its product L-type lectin-domain containing receptor kinase IV.1. Gene Ontology annotation, cellular component: plasma membrane. NCBI's taxonomy places the organism in Eukaryota, Viridiplantae, Streptophyta, Magnoliopsida, Solanales, Solanaceae. The record is from RefSeq and is a predicted model, not a curated record. Gene Ontology annotation, biological process: protein phosphorylation. Gene Ontology annotation, molecular function: protein kinase activity; ATP binding; carbohydrate binding. The transcript has a single exon. Bases 166 to 2184 code for a protein of 672 amino acids.